This is a messenger RNA of Rangifer tarandus platyrhynchus (Svalbard reindeer), 654 nucleotides long. The record is from the annotation of a GenBank genome assembly. Lineage: Eukaryota; Metazoa; Chordata; Mammalia; Artiodactyla; Cervidae.
AUGCCCACCCCGGCCGGAAGACCCCGGGGCGGCACAGGGGCACGGACCUCUCUCUGGGUGCCACCCCGGCCAGCAGCCGCGCCGCGGGUACCAGGAGGGGCGGAGAUCGCGCUGUCCUGUGCCCCGGUGCCUGAAACCCCCCACCGUUUCCUAGGCACGGCUCCCGGGAGGAACUGUCCCCAGUCUGCGGCCCGGAGACCCCAGGGACAGGAGACCCCUGCAGCGCAGAGCCCUCGCUGCCAAGGACCGCGCUUCGAAAUCCCAAGGCUCACCUCCGGCUCCAGAGAUGCGCGCAGCGGAACAGCGAUGCUGGACCUCGCGGAACUCAGCGUUCCCGAAUCCCACGCAGCCCGCGGGUCGCCGCGCAUCCGCAGCCCCGCGCCACUAGCUCUCAGACCCGGACCCCGCGCUCUGGCCGCCGACGCCGCUCCCGAACCCCCGAGCGCGUCCCCGCCACUCCGCGCGCGGCUCCCACGACCGGCGGCGGCUGUACCCGGCUGGACGCCGCGAGUGCGUGCGGGCCCCAGAUAUCCCUCCCCUCCCGACCCCGCCCCUGCCGCCCAGCCUACCCGGCUGCGCGCCCCCCGCCCCGCGCCCCCCGGCUCACCCCGAGCACAGCCUCCGUCCAUGGCCCCCGGCCUCCCUGGUGCCUGA